Molecule: messenger RNA, 1507 nt
Organism: Musa acuminata subsp. malaccensis (wild Malaysian banana)
Lineage: Eukaryota; Viridiplantae; Streptophyta; Magnoliopsida; Zingiberales; Musaceae
Product: transcription repressor KAN1-like
Biological process (GO): abaxial cell fate specification; regulation of DNA-templated transcription
Molecular function (GO): transcription cis-regulatory region binding
Source: RefSeq, a predicted model, not a curated record
UCCCCAGUCUCAUCUCCCACAUUUAUACAUGCCCUAGGAAAGCAGAAGAGACAGCCCGUUUGCCUCUCCUCUCCACCUUCCUUUUCCUUCGUGUUCUUUAGGUCACAACACAGAGAUAGAAGAAGACACUUUUGCAGAUCUUAGGAGUGCAAAACAAUCUCCGGUUCGCUGUCUACCAGAUUUCCCAGCUUCAACCACUGAAGCUUCAGUUAGAUUCUCGAACCGAGAGUGGGAAAGGAGGAGAUCAUAAGAUGUCAUCGCAAGGGGUGUUCACCGAAGCCAGCUCUACAGCCUCCCCUGAUCUAUCCUUACAAAUCGGGCCUCCAAGCAUCGCCCCUUCGGCCAUCUCCGACGCAGGCAGCGGUUCCCGAGCGUGCGUCGACCUUUCCCUCUCGAGCACCAUGUCGUCGUCGGAGGGCAACAUCUUUCAGGGGUUUCGAGGACCACCGCCUUUCCAUGAAUCCAUCAUACCACUGACCGGUACUCCAACCUAUGUAGACGGUCGGUCGCCGUUCAACCAGAUGUCUUCCUCCUCGCUGUCUUCAUCUUCUUCUUCCACUGGUUGCUGGAGCGCUAUAUACUCGACGGCUUCCUACUUGCACCCACACAACGGGAGCCACUCUUCAGUCUCAUCUUAUACAUGGACGCCGCCUCUCCCGACAUGGAUUAUGGGGUCAUCAUCGGAUUCCUUCAGUUGCUACCACCGCCUCCCUUGUGGCGUCGGAUCUUGGGAAGCCUCGCAGAACCUGAUGAGGUCAAGGUUCCUCCCGAGAUAUCCAACGAAGCGGAGCACGAGGGCACCGAGAAUGCGGUGGACUAGCAGCCUCCAUACACGCUUUGUCCGUGCCGUGGAACUCCUCGGCGGCCAUGAGAGGGCUACACCGAAGUCAAUUCUGGAGCUUAUGGAUGUGAAGGAUCUCACCCUUGCCCAUGUCAAGAGCCACUUGCAGAUGUACAGAACCAUUAAAUCGACUGACAAGCCUGCAGCUUCCUCAGGCCAAUCUGAUGAUUCUGGCGAAGAAGAUUCCGCACCAAGAGACAGAGAUCAGCCACUACUCAUGGAGCACAAAGUCUCAGAUCCACCAAAACAAGACCAUUGUCUGGAAACCUCGUCUGGUAUCAGCCGAGAAGACUGGUUACCGAUCAACUCAAAUUACUUGGAUUCUACCGGUCUUCGGUCGGCUCCUCUCUCAUCACAAAUUGAGCAUGAUUCUUCCGGAUCAAAUGGCACGAAUGACUCUUACGAAGAACACAGAAUUCCUAGCUUGGAGUUUAGCUUGGGGAGAUCAGACUGGUAUGAUAAAAGGCCAUUGUGCUAGUUGUUCAUAUUGUUUCAGGCAUCCGAUUCGACAGAGAUGAGGAGCCAAAGAGUUCUUUGUGAACAAUGAGAAGUCGAUCAGGAUGAUUGUUUGAGACAAAGCAAUCAUUUUGAUUCUUUUUUCACCUUCCCUUGUGUCGUCUGUAAUUUUUUUUGUUUAGUGUCAUUUUUCUUGUAUCUGUGGAUGGA